GUUCUCGUCAACUCUGAUAUUCUAAGAAUAAAGUUAACCCUUUCCCCAUGGUCAUGUCUUAGACUCUUAGUCUACUUGAAAUCUUAAAUUUAACUAUAUUGCUUUUGAAGAGCUGAUUUAGAGUUUCGUUGAAAAUCCUCCCAUGCCACCUGUUAUACAAUAUUAUAAGGUCAGUUUAUUCUCUUCUGUCUAUACAGUCUCAGAACCUAGUCUAUCUGGACUCCUACUUUUCCACCAUUCCUUAACCACAUUGGUGGUUGCAAGUUGCAACUGCCAAUGGCUUUUACUGUACGUUUGUUUUUGCUUUCUUCAUUGCUUCUGCUACCAACUUAUGUGCUUGCACAAACUAAUGGUAGCAUAGCUGUGGGUGCUUCUCUCUCCACAGCAGGUAACUCCUCAUGGCUUUCUCCCUCGGGUGAUUUUGCCUUUGGGUUUCGGCAACUUGAAAACAAUGAUCUUUUCUUGCUUUCUAUAUGGUUUGCCAAGAUACCAGACAAAACCAUAGUUUGGUAUGCAAAUGGGGAUAAGCCUGCACCUAAUGGUUCAGUUGUGAAUUUGACUGCUAACAGUGGGCUAGUUCUUACAAGUCCUCAGGGUGAGCAGUUAUGGAAAUCCAAUCAAACCAUUGCUGGCGUUGUUGCUCACGGGGUUAUGAUCGAUACAGGUAACUUUGUUCUGGAAAACGAGAAGUCCGCAAAAUUAUGGGAGACGUUCAAGAAUCCUACUGAUACCAUGUUGCCUGGGCAAAUACUGGAAAGAGGAGGGAAGCUUUCUUCUCGAAAUUCAGAGACCGACUAUACGAGAGGUCACUUCCGGCUAGAUUUUCAAAAUAAUGGAAAUCUUGUGCUUCGUGGGCAAAGACCUUUUUAUUCAACUGCAACUACCAAUGGGAGUGUUCCAGGUAGUGCAGGUCUGCAGUUGGUUUUCAAUGACUCAGGUAACUUCUAUAUUCUGCGAGUGAAUGGUGGACAUUAUAAUUUCACAGCGGAGGAACAUGCAGCAAAGGACUACUAUCUCCGGACAACUCUCUGCUUUGAUGGGGUUUUGGCUCAAUAUUUCCUCCCAAAGACUUCUGUUGGCAAUAUAAGCUGGGUUCCUCUUUGGUCAGAGCCAUCAAAUAUUUGCCAAAAAAUCAAUGCUGAUUCAGGUCCUAGUGUUUGUGGGUACAACAGUAUCUGCACUUACAAAGCAGACAAGAUGCCCACCUGUGAAUGCCCGACCGGAUACUAUUUACUUGAUCCAAAUGAUCCAUACGGGAGCUGCUAUCCAACUUUCAAACAAGGCUGUGAAAAUGAGCCUAGUUAUGCACAAGAUCUGUACGAUGUUCAGGUGCUAGAAAAUACUGAUUGGCUUACCUCCAGUUUUAUGCAGUUCAAUGAUACUACUGCUGACACAUGCAGUCAAUCUUGCUUGCAAGAUUGUUCAUGUGCUGUUGCUGUUUACAGCAAUCAAACCUGUCAGAAAAAGAAGUUUCCACUCUCAUAUGGGAGAGAAGACAACAACUUGAAUGCAACAACCUUCAUCAAAUUGAUGACCGUUAAGAAGAAGAAGAGCGGAACCACUUUGGUACAUGGGGGAUCAGUUCUUCUGGGCAUCUCUGUCGUUGUUAUUUUUAUGUCAGGUACUGCAGUAUGCCUGGGACUUUUCUUCAGUUUCCGGAAGAAACAUGCAAGGUUUCCGCAAAAUGAUUUGGACACAAAUUUGCACUCUUUUAGUCACAAAGAGCUUGAAGAAGCAACAAAUGGAUUCAACGAAGAAUUAGGGAGGGGUUCUUUUGGAGUUGUUUACAAAGGGAUAAUAAAAAUUGGUUCGGGUGUCCAAGUGGCAGUGAAGAAGCUCAACUGUUGGAUACAAGAUGGUGAGAAGGAAUUCAAGACAGAACUGAACAUAAUUGGUCGGACACAUCACAAGAAUUUGGUUCACCUGGUUGGAUAUUGUGAUGAGGGACAAGAGCGGUUACUAGUAUAUGAGUUCUUGAGCAAUGGCACAUUAGCAAACUUUCUUUUUACUGAUACAAAACCCAGUUGGAGGCAAAGGAUUGAUAUUGCUUAUGGAGUUGCGAAAGGACUUCUGUACUUACAUGAAGAGUGCAGAACCCAGAUCAUCCAUUGUGACAUUAAGCCUCAGAACAUUCUUCUAGAUGAUUACUACAAUGCUCAGAUAGCUGACUUUGGAUUGGCAAAGCUUUUAAUGAUGAAUCAGAGCCAGACUCAAACUGCCAUAAGAGGAACAAAAGGGUAUGUUGCACCUGAGUGGUUCCGGAACAUGGCAAUCAGUACCAAAGUCGAUGUGUAUAGCUUUGGUGUGGUGCUGCUAGAGGUCAUUUGCUGCAGGAGUAGCGUUGAUAGGGAAAAUGUUUCCGAAGAGAGAGCCAUUUUAACAGAUUGGGUCUAUGACUGCUACCACGAUGGAGUCUUGGAUGCGAUUGUUGACAACGAAAUGGAGGCCUUGCAUGAGAAAACAAAGCUGGAACGGUUUGUCAUGGUUGCUCUUUGGUGUAUUCAAGAAGACCCUUCUCUUCGACCCACUAUGAGGAAGGUUGUGCAGAUGCUUGAAGGAGUAGUGGAUGUACAUGUUCCACCAUGUCCAUCACCUUUCAGCAGAGCAGGCUGAAACCGACUUUAUUUAGCAUUGUGAUCACUUCAAGAAGUAACUUUGUAGCUUUCCAUUUUUGUUAGUGUCUAUGGAUAAUUGAAUAUGUAUUAGUAAUAACUAAUAAGUCUGUUAGACGCGCAUAAUCUUGUUAGAAGCUGUAAGUUUUUUUUUUUUUUGAAAGAAGAAGCUGUAAGUUAUGAACUUAUGAUCUCGUUGGGAAUGAUCAAAGUCU
Molecule: messenger RNA, 2827 nt
Organism: Rosa chinensis
Lineage: Eukaryota; Viridiplantae; Streptophyta; Magnoliopsida; Rosales; Rosaceae
Product: G-type lectin S-receptor-like serine/threonine-protein kinase LECRK3
Exons: 1
Coding region: 277-2613 (778 amino acids)
Biological process (GO): protein phosphorylation
Molecular function (GO): protein serine/threonine kinase activity; ATP binding
Source: RefSeq, a predicted model, not a curated record